Molecule: messenger RNA, 4410 nt
Organism: Xenopus laevis (African clawed frog)
Lineage: Eukaryota; Metazoa; Chordata; Amphibia; Anura; Pipidae
Gene: lrrc15.L
Product: leucine rich repeat containing 15 L homeolog
Exons: 2
Coding region: 311-2077 (588 amino acids)
Cellular component (GO): plasma membrane
Source: RefSeq, a predicted model, not a curated record
ACAAAAAGGGUCAGAAAGAGCUAUGUUUCUCAUGGAAUAUGCACUUAAUCAAGAUAUCAACAUUCCACUGCAAAGCUAGCAUCAGUGAGGAGGGCAGUACUUAGACGGAAAGCAGGAAUACAGUACAAUAACAUUCUUUAGGUUGUGUGCUUAUGGAGAGACUGAUGGAGCUCUAACCCAUUGACACGUCCCCUUUGCUGAUUCAUUGAACUGCUUUUACACAGAGGGAAGGAAGCAAAAUCUUUCCAGUUUCCAGCUGCAGAACAGAGCACAGCACAGCUUUGUGACUGUACGAAACAACCAAGGCACCAUGAAGUGGAAUUUAUUCAUCCAUCUAAUUGUCUCUUCGUUUGCAAUAAAUUUGGUUCAUGGGCAGUGUCCAAGCGAUUGUAUAUGUCCUAGGCCUGGCCAGGUGGAUUGUUCUGGACCAGACAUCUUAGUGAUUCCGGAUAACAUUCCUCAGAACAUCAGAACACUGCAGAUAGUCAACACUGAAGUUACAGAGCUACCAAAUGGCAUUCUUCAGAACAUGACUGCCUUAUUGAUUUUAAGGAUUGAAAAAAAUGAACUUUCUACCGUUGGAUCCACAGCAUUUCACAACCUAAUAUCUCUCCGAUAUCUCAGUCUGGCAAACAAUAGACUACAAGAAUUGCAUGGCAAUUUGUUUAAAGACUUGGCAAAACUGGAGACACUUAUUUUGUCUAACAACCAAAUCAAUCAGAUCCAUCCUUCACUGUUUACAGCACUGAGUAAUGUGAAAGAUCUUCAGUUGCUGGGGAACAACCUGGAGUCCAUACCAGUAGGAGUUUUUGACCAGAUGAGUGGGCUUCUUAAACUAAAUUUAGCUAAAAACAAUAUCAGAUACUUACCUCCUCAAGCUAUGGACAAUCUCGCUAAACUUCAAACCCUUCGACUGUAUGAAAACCAGCUGCAAGAUAUUCCAGCAGGCUUCUUAAAGAAACUUAGCAGCCUUCAGGAAGUUGCAUUACAUAGCAAUAAAAUCAACACACUCUCUGCAGAUACCUUCUCCGGGAAUCCAUAUUUACAGAGAGUGUUCUUAUCAAACAAUGAGGUUGAAACACUGCCACAGGGUAUAUUUCUGAAUUUACCUGAGAUCACCAAGUUAACACUAUAUGGAAAUGCGCUAAAAGAGCUUAACUCAGAAGUAUUUGGUCCUAUGCCAAAGCUGAAAGAACUCUGGCUUUAUGAUAACCAACUUGAAGUACUUACAGAUAAUGUAUUCAGUAACCUUACAGAGAUAGUUCUGCUAGUUAUAAGUAAGAACAGAAUCCACUCCAUCUCCACUCAUGCUUUUUAUGGACUGAAAGAACUUCAGGAGCUUUCACUGCACACCAAUAUUCUUACAACUUUGGACCAAGAUGUUCUUAAAUGUUUACCUAAGCUGCAGAAUAUUUCUCUUCAUAGCAAUAAAAUUGAAUAUCUCCCAGGUGCCCUCUUUAAAAACAUGGACACUGUAAUGAACAUACAGCUGCAAAACAACUCAUUGGAGAAUAUUCCAGAUGGCUUUUUUGACUCGUUGGUACAGCUACACGAAGUCAAACUUUAUGAAAAUCCAUGGAAAUGUGACCACAAUCUCCUCUCUCUAAAAAACUGGAUAUCUGAAAACAUGAAUAAACUUGGCAACCAUAGUCAACUAGUCUGCACCAACCCACCUUUCAAUGGUUACCCAAUUUCUGAACUAAGCGAGCAGCAGUUAACAUCGCAGGAUUUUACAGAGGAACCAGAUUUGUUCCAGUCCACAUCCAACUAUGAUACAAGUAGUCCUGAAAAAACAUAUCAUACUGCCACUAUGCCCAGCCUUACAGAUACCACAAUGAGUCACGAUUCAGAGGAUGUUUCCAUAGCGGAUGAAACACUUGUGCCAGAUGAUGACGCAAAAGACAAUGGUAGAGUUAAAAUGACGGGAGGCGUUGUAAUCGCAAUAAUAGUUUUGUGCUGCAUAGCACUUGUGGCUGCUGCCAUUGCUUGCAUACUAUUCAACAGAAGGAAGAAAAGCCAUGUGGUUCUUAUGAGAAUGAAACAACAGAAUGAAUCGAAUAAAAAUGGUGAAUGUUAACAAUGCACUGCUAGUGUGCUAUUUCCUUAAGGAAACAAGUUGUUUUGGUAUACUAGGAAACAAAUGAACUAUUACACUAGGAAAUUAGUAUUUCCUUUUAUUCUCUGUGUUUUACAAUUGCUGAUAGUGGGCUCUGGUUUGUGUGCCAGCAAGGGUAUUGUUUAUUUUGCUGUUGAAAAGUCCAAGAUGACUAUAGAAGAAUGACAUAUAUAAGGGUAUUUUAUUGCAAAUGCCUAUGAGCUUCCUGUUGGGUUUUUACACUUAUGCAUAAUAAGCAGGUAUAUCAUCAGCGUGAGAGCAUCAAGGGACCUUAAUGGGUGCUAAUUAGCUUAGACUUGAUCCCAUAGUAUAUCUCAUGUACUAGUUUUCAAUUAGGCCCAAAAUAAUGUCCAAAAUAAAAAUGGUGAUAUGAGAUAAAUGAUGUCAAUAGCAUAAAAAACUAGCACACAGUGUAACCAUGUUCUUUGCACAUUUUAUUGCAUAGUAAAUUAUAAUGGAGAUACCUGUUUUUUGCAUUAAAACGUUAUAUUACAGUCACUGCUCACUACCAUAAAAGACAAUUUUCUUCUUAUUUUCCAUUGGGAGUUGAGUCGCAAUGUGAUCACAAAGUAAGCAGAGUGGAAAUUGUUAGCAUUGGACAUGUUUUCACCCAUUAACUACACAUCUGAGUAUAUUUCUAAAUCUAGCAUUAAGAAGCUUUGUGAUAAUUUGGAUUUAUCGCCCAUUGUGGGAAGCUACUUUAUAAGAGAAAAUGAUAACUCUGGGAAAUGAUAAAUAAUUGUGCAAAUGAUACAUACUAUGAUAUAUAUAUUGUAUUUUGCAUUUAUUUAUAAUAUAUCCAUCGGCAUCAAGGCAUUGUUAGAUAUUCUUCGCUGCAAAAUACUUUAAGUGCGUCUUCUGAUUUCUGUGCAGUUAUCAAGAUUUAUAACAAUCCUUUGGAUUAAUGUAAUGAAAGAUGCAAUGUUUUCCCAGGUCUGGGGACCCACGUUAACUGCCCAGUAAGUGCAACUAAGUGCCUUGACUUUGCAACUUGUAUUACAUUACCUCCAAUGUAUGUAAAUAUUUUCAGUAUUAUAUAAAUCUUUUAUAGCCCAUCGUGUGCAUAUGACUGUUAUUUUUAGGAUGUCAUGAACUAGUUUUGUACUGAACAAUCCUAUAAUAAAUUUUAUACAUUUUUAAUAAACUAUAGCAACAACAGGAAUGGAUGUAUUGAUGGUGGCUUAGUGGUGUCACUAGUAACUAUGAAACAACGCCACUUUGUAGUAAUUUUGACCUCUAAGCCAUACCCAAAAUUACCCUCAUGUGCCAGUACCCUUUACAGUUAGGUAAGCCAUUUUUGAUAAUGGGGGGGUCUAGUAUUAACCAAAGUCGAGACACCCUGAAUGAUGAGUGGGUUUUUAUUGAGGGUUUGUUCUUAAGGCCCCCAUGCACGGACUGAUAAAAGCUGCCGACAGACCGAGUCGGGGAGAGAUCCGCUCAUUUGGUGUUGUCACCAAACAAGCAGAUCUCCCUGUGUAUGGCAACCUUUAUACACAGGGAUGUAAUGUAUAAUGGGAAAUGUACACCAGCUCUGUGCAAACUAUGUUUUAAACUAGGAAUAUAUCCAUAUAUUGAUAUAUAUAUAUAUAUAUAUUACUCAUGCUGGGAUGCUAUAUAGUAGUGAUUUAUUUCAAGCAAAUUAUGAAGUGGAAAUGAUUUAACCCUCCAAAUCCCUAAAUGUUAGCCAUCAGGGACACUACAGGCUACACAAACUCAAACUAUUGGGAAUAGUCUUGCAUGUAUCCACUUUUACAUCUGAGUCACUGAGACUAUCCCCAUAAAGAAUAAAAAUUAAUUAUAAUUAUAAAAAAUUAUAAAACCACAAAAGCAUAUUUUUGGUGAUGUCAAUGUUAUUGUUAUGGUAUCCAUACCAGCCAUAAGGCAGAAGAGCCUUUCCUACCGCAGGCAUUCCAUGGGCUGUAAGAACAAAUGAAGUAGAAGUACACUGGAAGUAUCAAGCUGGCACAGGUUGAAGAGCAGGGUUGGGAAGCAAAGGCUAACUCAAAAUAAAAAGGAAUGGAAACCACUAAUCAUAGACAUUUCUCCACAAAAAGGUACAUAAAUAUUGUUUUGGGUGGCGGUUUACUUUUCAGAAAGUACCUCUAAUACAGUUUUCUACACAUGUAUACAAGGUAAAACCAUUUAAAUGGCAUUUUACAUGUCCCUUUGCUAGAUCUGACUUUUGUGGAUCGAAUACAAAUCUGACUACAUUAAUGUAAGUACUGUGCGGCAACUGCAUUUGUUAGUCAUAUGUAUUGUUACCUCUGUUUUUAAAUAAAAGUCUGAAUUUUUAA